AUGUCUUCUUUGAGCAGCAACCACUCUUCCGAUGAUGUUCAUGAGAUUAGAAAUUCCGGUACUGAUGAGCCUGUCGAGUCAGCCUCAACCCGUUUCUUGACCACCGAUUCCGCCCGCUGUGCAGACGGCGGGAGUGACGGCCUAAUCAAUCUUAUGUUGGAUAUUGAAGCGGAUUACUCCUCGCAAGUCAAUUGUAAAGAUGGACAUGAGAGAACUCCCCUCCAUAUCGCCGCGGAACAUGGAAUGCUUGAAAUAGUGCGAAAGAUCAUCAAUUUUGACAGCCGGACUCUACAUGCAAAAGACAAAAACAAGCGUCAGCCUUUACAUGUGGCUUGCAGAGAGGGGAAAACAGAGACAGCGCGACUUUUCCUGGAUGCCGGAGCGGAUAUCGAGGCAGAGCAAAACCAAGAAAUAACUGCACUGGAUGAUGCUGCCUAUCAUGGCCACACAGAUGUCGUCAAUCUUCUUCUGGACACAGGCGCUAAUGUCGACGUUGCUGAUUGCGAUGGAUUAACUCCUCUACAUAACGCAAGCUCCGAGGGCCAUAUAGAGGUAGUUCGCUCCAUACUCAAACAUCCUAAAACACCUAAAACAACCAUCAAUGCACAAGACAAAUCUGGUUGGGCUGCGCUGCAUAUGGCAAUUUGGGAAGAUUACCGUAAUACCGUUUCUUUCUUGCUAGAAGAGGGAGCAGAUCUUACCCUCAAAACAAGCGAUGGAUGGACACCCCUACUCACAGCAACGCCACGAUAUCUAGAUAUGGUCAGGAUUAUACUAAGAUACCGCGACAAAAGAGACAUACAGCUGGAAGCCGAUUAUGAAGAAGGAUACACAGCACUACUGGAAGCCAGUAGAAAGUCUCAGUUAGCAACAACACGCAUUUUGAUAGAGGCGGGGGCGAACCGCAAAGCCCAGGAUAAGUAUGGAAGAACUGGCCUCCAUUUGGCUAGCAAGACUGGAUAUGUCGACAUGUUGAAGCUCUUUUUCCCGUUAUUGAACGGAGAGAUGAUUGAACAUCAAUGCGACGGCAGCAAUACUGCUCUUCACCUAGCCUGUGGUGCUAGAGAUGAUUCUGACAAUAGCUCUGACAGUUCGUGUGUGUUUGUCAUUCGGGAGUGGGAGCAUCAAGAAGGUCAGCAUGGUUCGGUGAUUCAGUUCUUGUUGGACAAUGGGGCGGAUAAACAUGCGAAAAAUGAUGCUGGAGACACACCUCUCCAUGAUGCGGCAGCAAGCGGUAUUUCCAGCAGGCUUGAGCCUUUACUGAAGGUGGUAACCCCCAAAGAUAUGCUAGCGCAAAAUUCAAUGGGCUGGACAGCGCUUCGCUCAGCUUAUUUGGGGGAAGAUCGAGAAAUUGCAAUGACAGCUUUGUUGAAAUCCGAACACCUGCAGACGGCCAAUUUUGGGGCACACGAUGUAUGGCUGGAUGCCGUCAAGUGGGCUGCGAGCAAUCCUGCAAACUUUCCCAUUGCGAAACUGCUGGUCUCGAAAAGGCCGAAUUCAAAACGCCCGCAGUCCCUGCCAUCAACGGACGACAACUUGAUCGAGUCAGCGGCAAAUCAGCUGAUCCCGGACCUUCUUUUGAUACUGAUUGGUAAGAUGGAUAAAAACAUGGAUAAAAACCUGGAUACCCUCAAUGCCCUUCAGUCAGCUCUCAAGACGACCCUGCAGGCGAUCCAAGACGGCCUCGAAGGAACUACAGCGAUGGAUACCGACAGAAAUCGACUUAAGGUGCUCUGGGUCCUCAUGGCAACCUUGAGGGGAUUUGGCAUCCAGGGCCUUGUCGACAGAACACUUCGAUCGGUAAAGAACACGAGAGACAAGUUGCAAGAAUUGGCGUCGAGCUCACUAUUGAAGGACAGCUUGAAUACAAAGGCUUUCGGUCCAAGGCACCCACGUAUACCCCAAAAUCGGUAUAGAGUCGCCGGAGAGACGCACCAUCCGGAGCUCCGUGAUGCUGAGGCAAGGGAGACACGCCUGAGUUACUUGGCGGAGUUGGAAGAUAUCCUCCGCGAUCCACCCCGCACCCAGUUUCAACGGCACUUUCAAGAUUUGAAACCUCCAGAGAUUGGAUCCCCUGCUAUCGGCAAGCUGCUACAAAGAUUUGAGGCCACCAUUACCCUAUUUCUUGAAGACAAAAAGUGUCUGGAACUAUUACCAGGCAUCGUUCAGUGA
Fusarium tjaetaba is the source of this 2172-nucleotide messenger RNA. RefSeq names its product ankyrin repeat. The transcript is spliced from 2 exons. NCBI's taxonomy places the organism in Eukaryota, Fungi, Ascomycota, Sordariomycetes, Hypocreales, Nectriaceae. Gene Ontology annotation, molecular function: protein binding. Bases 1 to 2172 code for a protein of 723 amino acids. The record is from RefSeq and is a predicted model, not a curated record.